UCAUCCAUACGUCACUGUCAACAAAUUCGUACAGAACCACUGAAUGGACAAAUCAAAGCAGUACUUUUUGAAAUAGUUCCGCUGGAAAACCGCUGACCUGGCAACACUGCGUAUUCGUUUUAGGAUCUGCGUGCAUUUUUCCAAAACUACAUCCAGGAAGAAACCGACGAACAAAAUUAAGAAUACAGAUUAAGGAUGGUUUCAACAAACUCUAGUGCCCCUGUGUGGAUGGAGACUGACUACCCUGACGUGGUGAUAGGUGUCGGAGAAGUAACACUUGGGGAGGACUGCAGGAACAAAAUGUCAGAUGGAAAGAAAAGAAAAGCUGAAAAAAACACACUUGUGAAAGUUGCAUGUGCUUUACUAAACUCAGGUGGAGGAAUUAUAGUUGCAAAGAGUAAAAAUAAAGAUUACAAUUAUGCAACAGAAAGUAUAGGUCAUGAUCUAGAACAAGGAUUUAGAGAGCUUGUUAAGCCCUCCUCAAUACAGGACCACUUUUCUUUUUUGCAGCAGGGAAUCAGUCUCUUAAUUUUUGUGAAAACCUGGUGCGCUGGACCUGCUAAUGAUGGAAGCACCAAAGCAAGGAUCUGCAGUGUUGAAUCUCACCUUUACAAAAGGUGUGGGACUUCAACAAUACAGAUAGUACCCACUGAGGCUGCAGAACUCCUGCAGAAGAAAAAAAUUGAGCAAAAGAGAAAUAGAGACAGACAGGAGGAACCUCCUGCAAAAAGGCCACUCCUUUCCAGCUCCAAUCAGAAUGUGGAAAUGCCAAACCCAGUCAAAUUGUUUUGCAGUAAGGAAUAUGUUAGGCUUGAGGAAACUUUAGAUUUUGGUGAAGAUAUUCAUGUGGAAUUGAAAAGUUUUGAAGGAAAGUCAUUUAGGACCAGGCUUUCAGAGAACCUGCCCAAAUAUAUGUCAACAUUUGCAAAUACAGAUGGAGGCUUUUUACUUAUUGGCGUAAACGAUAAAACAAAGAAGGUAGUGGGAUGUGGCAAAGAUGAAACCCAAAGUGACAUUCAAAACGAGGUGGACAAGGCAUUCAAAAAAAUGAUCAGUGUUCACUUUGAUAACUGUGAAAAACAGAAUCGUUUUGAAUAUUCCCUUGAAAUCAUAAACGUUUUAGGUGAAUCUGAUGCUCAUUGUGGCUUUAUACUGGCUCUAGAGAUAAAGAAAUUCUGUUGUGUGGUUUUCUCUGAAAGUCCGGAUUCUUGGAAGAUGGCUAAGAUAGAGAUAAAGAGGAUAGAAGCUGGAGAAUGGUUAGAAAUGAUGACCGGUACUGAUCCAGCGAUUGAUCAGCUUUGCCAGGGUUUUGAAAAGGAGCUAAGCAUGUCUGCUGCACCACCCCAAUGUAAACCAGUGUACGGAUUGAAAGGAAGUGCCCGUUUGGAUGCCCUGCAGAAUACACUGUACCCAGUGCAAACUGCUGGUAUAAAUGGUCGACCAGAGACUCUUUGCACAGAAAUGUUUACAAAGUAUCCGAACCUCGAAAACAUCAUGAAGCCAGAAGGAGGCAGAGGAGUCCUGAUCGUGUCCCGCAGCUGGGCCGUCGACCUUGACCAGGAGAAGAAUGAUGAAGUUGUGUUUGAUGCCUUACUGAUCUCUGAAAAUAGUCCCCCAACCCUGUACACAGUCGUACAGGAAGGCAAACCAGAUUUGUGGAAGCAUGCCAGAUUAACAGCUUUUCAGUUGAAGCAGAAGCUGGUGAAUCUUGGAGGAUAUACAGGAAUGAUCUGUGUAAUACCAAAACUCCUUGAGUGUCACUCGGGGGCUUUAAUUGAGAUGGAAAAGAGGCACUCUGAUUUCAAUUUUGAUGUUCAUUACCCAAAUAGAUAUGGUUCUCCAGAUAUUAAAGCCUUGCUCUGUUCCUUGGUGAUUGUUUUGCUGAGUUUCAGAUCAUGUGUGAGUGACCAGCUUGGUUGUGAGUUCCUGAAUCUGCUCACAGCAGAGCAGUUUGAAAUUCUUCAUUCAAAGUACUACUUUGAAGAUUUCAGAAAAGUGUUUGUUCAUGGUUUACCUGGAACGGGGAAGACGGUUAUAGCAGCACAACUCAUGAGAAAAAUCAAGAUCACACUGCAUUGCAAAACUGAAGAGAUUCUUUUCAUUUGUGAGAAUCAGCCUCUAAAACAUUUCAUGAGGAAACAAGACAUCAGUCAGUGUGUAACAAGGUGCACAUUUAUGAAAGAGGACUUCUCCAAAGUGAAGCACAUUGUAGUGGAUGAAGCCCAGAAUUUCCGUAUAGAUGAAGGUGACUGGUACAAAAAGGCAAAAAAUAUCUCCAAGAAUGGCGUGUUUUGGAUCUUCCUCGACUACUUUCAGACAAGUCAUACAGAGUAUAAUAGCCUGCCCCAUUUUGACAACCAGAGUCCUAGAGUUUGUCUAACUAUGGUUGUCCGGAAUGGCAGCAGAAUACAUGAUUUUAUCAUCCAGAAAAUGAGAAUUAUUGUAAGUAGUUGGUUCUCUAAAAGAGAUGUCGGCAUGAAGGAUCAUAUGAAAAAAUUGUGUAAUGAUGCUAAUUGUGCCCACAAAUUUUCAGGCAAACUUAAAAUUCUCCAAAAAACCCAAAUUGAAAUAAUUGAUUUUGUGAUUCUGACAAUACAAACACUUUUUAGUCAAGGCCACAGUAGUAAGGAUAUUGCGAUUCUCUGCUGUACAGAAAAGAAAUGUGAAAAGUACUAUUCACCUUUGCUUUUACAGUUGAGGAAAAAAAAAGAGCAGGUGAAUUUUGUUAAAGCAGAUGAUACAGAUAAAAAUUCCAUUGUUUUUGACAGCAUACGCAGGUUCUCCGGUCUAGAAAGAAACAUAGUGUUUGUUUUGAACCCAGUUGUACAUGAGUAUCAACAGGAGAUCGGGGAGAAUCUGUUGCUUACUGCUGCCUCUCGGGCACGUACACAGCUAUAUGUGUUAUACGAAACGCAAUAAGCUCUAGAUGUAGACAGUGAUGUAGCUUCUUAAGAUUUGGGUGGCCAUUCAAACCUGUGCUACAACCAGGAAAAGGGAAUAGUCAUUUUCCCUGACUGAUUCUCUUAGUGUUCAGUUACAAUUCCUUUACGUUAUGCCCCUGGGGAUGAUUUUUUUGUUCACAAAACAUAUCGAGUUUUUAAUGUUUAACGUAAUAAUUAUGUAUUAUGCUGUAAGCGUCUCGUGUAUUUUAGUGGUUAUUAUUCUAUGUACAUUGUUUCAGCUUGCUUGGAAAACAAGAGAAUUGAGCCCUUUUUUUCUUAGAUGGAACUAUGUAAUUGUCAGAGAACUUUAUUGAAAUAAAAAAAUCAAGCAUAAUACAAAGUAAUCUUUGAUCGUGUAGAUGUCCUGUUUUAGUCCGGUUUCAAGUGUCUAAUUAAGUUAUGAAUUUCCAUAAUAAAACGAGAGCAGAGCUGACCUUUGUUUGAAAGAUUCACAGUUUUGUCUUUUAAAUGUUUAAAAUUGUGUGAUGCAUGAUAAAACUGUAGACUGUUAAUAUUCUGAAUAUUAAUCAACUCUUAUUUUUUAAAUAAACUUUGAAUCACUUGUAUUUUUAUUUGACAUUUGUAUUAAAUAAAGGAAACCGUUUUAUGAAAGA
Molecule: messenger RNA, 3556 nt
Organism: Polyodon spathula (Mississippi paddlefish)
Lineage: Eukaryota; Metazoa; Chordata; Actinopteri; Acipenseriformes; Polyodontidae
Product: schlafen family member 9-like
Exons: 5
Coding region: 196-2919 (907 amino acids)
Source: RefSeq, a predicted model, not a curated record